AGCAGCAGCGGCCGGGGCCCAUCACUUCUGCAGCAUGGAUCUCCGGAAGAUGCUGUCCCAGAUGAUUCUGCUCCUGCUCUUCCUUUCUCUGUCACCCCUGGGAGGUGGCUCUCACCCUCUGGGCAGUCCUAGCCAGUCUCCGGAACAAUUGAAGAUGCAGAAACUGCUGGACCUAAUGAGGGAAAAGUCAGAGGAGAUGGCUCAGGUGCAGCUCCCGAAGAAGCAAGGCCCCACAAAAGCUCCCCCCAAAGGAGUCCUUGGGUCUCAAGAUAGAGCCCUCCAGGUCCUGCAGAGACUUCGAAACUCCAAGGCGAUGCACAAUUCAGGCUGCUUUGGGCAGAGGAUAGACCGGAUCGGCUCCGUCAGUCGUCUGGGCUGUAACGUGCUGAAGCGGUUUUAGGAAGAGCUGGCUGCAGACAUGGGCUUCUGACUCCACCUGGGGCUCUUUCCCCAACUCUGGGACCCCUUUUUUUGAAGUGAUCCUAUUUAUUUAUUUAUUUAUUUAUUUUUAUUUUGUUGUUUUCUACAAGACUGUCUCUUAUCUUUGAGCACAAACUUUCCACGGUUUAAUAAACACAGCAUACUCCUCGCUUUAGAAAAGAAAUUGU
Molecule: messenger RNA, 608 nt
Organism: Acomys russatus (golden spiny mouse)
Lineage: Eukaryota; Metazoa; Chordata; Mammalia; Rodentia; Muridae
Gene: Nppb
Product: natriuretic peptide B
Exons: 3
Coding region: 35-400 (121 amino acids)
Biological process (GO): negative regulation of systemic arterial blood pressure; receptor guanylyl cyclase signaling pathway; cGMP biosynthetic process
Cellular component (GO): extracellular region; nucleus; cytoplasm
Molecular function (GO): hormone activity; hormone receptor binding
Source: RefSeq, a predicted model, not a curated record